CUCUUUGGACGUUCCCCUCCCAACGCCGUUGCCUGUUCCUUAGCGUGACAAGAUGGCGAAGGAGAAGAGCCGCAGCAAGGAGCAGGUGACCAGGGAGUACACCAUUCACCUCUCCAAGCGGCUGCACAAGACCAGCUUCAAGAAAUGCGCUCCUAAGGCUGUGAAGGAGAUUCGCAAGUUUGCCGCUAAGGUGAUGGGCACCAAUGACGUGCGCCUGGACGUGAAGCUCAACAAGGCCGUGUGGAGCAAGGGCAUUAAGAACGUGCCCACCCGCCUGCGCAUCGUCAUCAACAGGCGGCGCAACGACGAUGAGGACGCCAAGGAGGAGAUGUACUCGUUCGUCACUGUCGCCGAGGACCAGACGACUAAGGGCAAGGGCACGGUCGUCGUCCAGGACGCUUAAGCGCUCCACCGUGUAACGUGCGAACUGCGCAAUGUGCGUUCCAUUUCCCUACUACAUGCUAGCACAGGAGGG
Astrephomene gubernaculifera is the source of this 475-nucleotide messenger RNA. The record is from the annotation of a GenBank genome assembly. Lineage: Eukaryota; Viridiplantae; Chlorophyta; Chlorophyceae; Chlamydomonadales; Astrephomenaceae.